This is a messenger RNA of Phascolarctos cinereus (koala), 3498 nucleotides long. It is a transcript of the gene FGD3, whose product is annotated as FYVE, RhoGEF and PH domain containing 3. Lineage: Eukaryota; Metazoa; Chordata; Mammalia; Diprotodontia; Phascolarctidae. Gene Ontology annotation, cellular component: cytoplasm. Gene Ontology annotation, molecular function: guanyl-nucleotide exchange factor activity; metal ion binding. The record is from RefSeq and is a predicted model, not a curated record. Gene Ontology annotation, biological process: filopodium assembly; cytoskeleton organization.
CAGAACCAUCCAGUACAGACUUGGGCAAAAUAAGAGAACUCCACAUAGGGGACAGCAAAGCUUUGAUGACUGUUCUUCUGCUAAGCCUAAUAAAGAGACCAUGGGGAGGGAUGGGGCAAAAGCCCCAGCUGUUGAGCAGGGCAGCAAUGGGAAAAUACCUAACAGAGACAGUGGCAUUGACAGCCCUUCCUGUAGUGUAGCAGGAGAGACCUUUCCAACUGACGAAGGAGGAGAGCACAAGAAAUACCCCACCCCAGGCCUCCUAGCUGAGAUAGAGCCUGAAGGAGAGCGGAAUGCGAGCUCACCUGGUGAUGCCCAGAAAGAGGUAGCUCAAGAAGCUGACAGUGAUGUUGAUGAGGGCAGCAGUGAAGAGCCAGAAACAGCAGAUAUGCCAAAGGGAGAAGACCUAGAUGUAGCAAAGUGUACUGAGCCACAGAAGUUAUUCAACAUUGCAAAUGAACUCCUCCACACUGAAGAAGCCUAUGUCAAAAGAUUGCACCUGCUGGACCAGGUUUUUUGCACCAAGUUGGCAGAAGCUGGUAUUCCAUCUGAGGUAACAACUGGUAUCUUCUCCAACAUUUCUUCCAUCUACUGUUUCCAUGGGCAGUUUCUCUUACCAGAACUGCAGACUCGGAUUACUCAAGAAUGGAGCACCAAUCCUAGGAUUGGGGAUAUUCUUCAGAAGCUAGCUCCAUUCCUGAAGAUGUAUGGUGAAUAUGUAAAGAACUUUGACAGAGCUAUGGACUUGGUAAACAUCUGGACCCAGAGAUCAUCUCCCUUUAAAGAUGUUGUUCAGAGUAUCCAGAAGCAGGAGGUUUGUGGGAACCUGACAUUACAGCAUCACAUGCUAGAGCCAGUACAGAGAAUCCCUCGCUAUGAGAUGUUGCUCAAGGAUUAUUUGAAGAAACUUCCUGCAGAGUCUCCAGACAGAAAAGAUGCAGAAAAAUCCUUGGAGCUCAUCUCCACAGCAGCAAAUCACUCAAAUGCAGCUAUUCGAAAGAUGGAAAAGAUGCACAAGCUCUUGGAGGUGUAUGAACGUUUAGGAGGAGAAGAAGAUAUUGUUAAUCCUGCAAAUGAACUUAUUAAAGAAGGCCAUAUUCAGAAGCUAUCUGCAAAGAAUGGCACUGCUCAAGAUAGGUACUUGUUUCUGUUUAAUAGUAUGCUGUUAUAUUGUGUGCCCAAACUGAGACUCAUAGGUCAGAAGUUCAGCGUUCGUGAGAAGAUGGACAUAGCUGGCUUGCAGGUGCAGGAAAUUGCCAAGCCAAAUGCAGCACAUACGUUUACAAUAACAGGAAAAAAGAGGUCACUGGACUUGCAAACAAGGACAGAGGAGGAAAAGAAGGAAUGGAUUGAGGUCAUUCUUACCACGAUUGAAAAGCACAAGCAGAAGAGUGAGACAUUCAGAGCUUUCAACAGCUCUUUCACCCAGGAGGAGGAUGUCCCAGACUCACCUAUGGCCAGCACGAGCUCCGUGGAGUCCAUGGCAGGGGUGGAUGGCUCUGGUGGAUUUGGAGGACUUGACUCCAGAAAAUCUUCUAAAAAUAGAAGAGAAAAAGAGAAGCAAACUUGCAAAAGCUGCAAUGAAACCUUUAAUUCAAUUACGAAAAGACGGCACCACUGCAAACAGUGUGGGGCUGUGAUUUGUGGGAAGUGCUCAGAAUUCAAGGCAGACAAUAGUCGUCAGAGUCGUGUUUGCAAAGAAUGUUUCCUUAUGCAGACUACAUUGCCAACUAGUCCUGUCUCUGAGGCUGGUGGUGAACAAAGGAAGAAGCUGGAGAAGCAAAAUAUUACUGCACCUGAAAACAGCCUGUUCUGUAGCCACCUCCAGCUAAUGGACAAAGGAAAGGUUUGCUGCAAGCUGUGGGCGACCAUUCCAAAAGCAGAGCCCCUGGUGCUGUAUCUACAAGGAAGCCAGGAUGGGCGGACCCCCCGGACAAUCCCCCUUCCUGGCUAUGAAGUGACUUUGCCGGACCCUGAGAAACUAGAAGCAAAGUACACCCUGAAGCUCUCACAGUCCCACCAGACUCUGUAUCUCAGCGUGGAGGAUGAGGAACUCCAGCGGAGGUGGCUGGAAGUUCUCACUAGAGCUGCCCGAGGAGAAACAGACGAUGCCAGUGCCAGUACUGGGAAUCCCCAGGGGCCCUGAAAAGCCAGAGCCCACCCUGAGGACAGCCCCCACAGGCACAUGGUCCUGGAACUUGGGCAUGAAUGGUUUGACGGUUCUGCAGAGGAAUGCCUCCAGUGGAUGCUUUGUCCCUGUAAAAAGCGACCACUUCAGAAGGGCAAAACAGCCAAUGACCCUGGCUUCAGGGCCAGUGAGCAUGCCCAUGAGUGUGUAUGUGCACAUGGUGUGUGUGUUUUCACACACGUGCUCUUGAGAGUGCAUGUGUGUGCCUCUGCUUGAGCACAGCAGGUCAGAGCUGGGCAAAAGACAAGGUAGUAACAGAAGAGAUCUGGGCCUCUGAUACCAGCCUGGUUUUGUUUUACAUUUGUAUCCAUCUAUUCCUCCCCAGCUGUUCCAGACUGUCUGGUGUUUCUAGAUAUUUAUCCCCUCUCUCCCACCUGGUGCAUAGACUCCCAUUGCCUAGGACUGGAGACUCACGCCCUUAGGGAAGGAUGAGUAAAGCAGGGUAGUGGUCCCCCACACAUCCCAUCCUCCUGAGCCUGGCAGAUGCUGCCCUGUGUGGGUCUGUAGGGUGGGCAUGCACUUGGCAGGCAGGGCUAUGUGGUGUGUUGCUUUGUAAACAAAUAGUUUUAGUUAAUGAUGGUGUUUGGUGAUACUGACUUUGGAAAGAGGGUAAGAAGGAAAUUGUUCAUUUGUUGUAUCCAGAGUUUGCCCUGGGUUGGCUCAAACCCUUGCUGACUCAGGCUGAGCCCCUAGCAGCAUUCUCCCUGCUGUUUGGUGUGGGGUAGAAUAUGUUAGUCAUUAACUAACCAAUAUGUAAGUGCUAAGCCAUGCCAAGGCUUGAACCAGGCCACAGCCUCCUCUCUAUCUUGGUCGGUCUGGCUUUCCUGAUAAAGCAGUCUUUGUGAAGUAUCCUUAUCCAUUAAGCUGUUUGUCCUUACUAUUUGGGGAUAACCCUUUGAAGGGAAAAUGCUGUGGGUAAUGACCUCAGAUCAUUGCUGCAGCCUUCCAGGCCUUUAUUGUAGACCUGCUUCCCACCCACCACCUGCCUCAAGUCCCCUGGCAAACACUGUAGUUAAGGGGAGACCUUUGUAGUUCUACUUAGGGCAUUGCUGAUCUUCUGUACUCAUAGGAAGGUGACUUGCUCAGUUGUUUGAUUAAUUUUCCAGUAGUCCAGGAUUUAUUUAUGAUUUGUAAAUAAUGUUUCAUACCUACUGCCAGAAGUUUAAAAUAUUGAGGUUAAUAACAGGAUUUAGUGUGUAGAGUGACAAAAUGUUUGUAUGAAUUUGUCAUUUGCCCUUCUUGUUAACUGGCAUUUGUUUUGUUCCCAAAGGGAAGUGCUUGUCUAUUUAAAUAAAUGCCCUGCAGCCAGA